Molecule: messenger RNA, 2473 nt
Organism: Pan troglodytes (chimpanzee)
Lineage: Eukaryota; Metazoa; Chordata; Mammalia; Primates; Hominidae
Gene: TMEM143
Product: transmembrane protein 143
Exons: 8
Coding region: 232-1611 (459 amino acids)
Cellular component (GO): mitochondrion
Source: RefSeq, a predicted model, not a curated record
CCUUCCCUUUGUAGCAAGCUGACAAGGAGACACUCCUGCGGCGCAUGCGUCGCGCCCAAACGAGGCCGGCGGUGGAGAAAGGCAGGCAACGCAUGCGUAGUUGAUGUAGGGAGUCGGCGGUGAGAAAUGGACAGCCCGCAUUGACCGAAGCUUUGCGCAUGCGUUUUACUGCUGGGUGAAGCCGAACUUCGGGAGCCCAGGACGCCCUCCUGCACAUGCGCAGGAGGCUCAAUGACAGUCGAGCUUUGGCUAAGGCUCCGGGGAAAGGGUCUAGCCAUGCUGCAUGUGACCCGGGGGGUCUGGGGGUCCAGGGUCCGAGUAUGGCCACUGUUGCCCGCGCUCCUCGGGCCCCCCCGGGCCCUCUCAUCGCUGGCAGCCAAAAUGGGGGAGUAUCGCAAGAUGUGGAACCCCAGGGAGCCCCGCGACUGGGCCCAGCAGUACCGCGAGCGCUUCAUUCCCUUCUCCAAGGAGCAGCUGCUCCGCCUCCUAAUACAGGAAUUCCACUCGAGUCCGGCAGAGAAGGCGGCUUUGGAGGCGUUCUCGGCCCACGUGGACUUCUGCACCCUGUUCCACUACCACCAAAUCCUGGCCCGGCUGCAGGCCUUAUAUGACCCCAUCAACCCUGACAGGGAGACCCUCGAUCAGCCAUCACUAACGGAUCCCCAGCGUCUGUCUAAUGAGCAGGAGGUGCUUCGGGCUCUGGAGCCCCUGCUGGCCCAGGCCAACUUCUCCCCGCUGUCUGAGGACACCCUGGCCUACGCGCUGGUGGUCCACCACCCUCAGGAUGAGGUCCAGGUGACAGUAAAUUUGGAUCAGUAUGUCUACAUGCACUUCUGGGCCCUGGGCCAGCGAGUCGGGCAGAUGCCCCUGAAGUCCAGCGUGGGCUCCAGGCGUGGCUUCUUCACCAAGCUGCCCCCUGCGGAGAGGAGAUACUUUAAGCGGGUGGUGCUGGCAGCCCGGACCAAACGGGGACACCUGGUACUGAAGAGUUUCAAGGACACGCCGCUGGAAGGCCUGGAGCAGCUGCUGCCGGAGCUGAAGGUGCGCACGCCCACCCUGCAGCGCGCCCUGCUCAACCUCAUGCUGGUAGUCUCCGGCGUGGCGAUCUUCGUCAACGUGGGCAUGGUGGUGCUAACCGACCUCAAGGUGGCCACCUCCCUGCUGCUGCUGCUCUUCGCCAUCUUCAUGGGCCUGCGGGCCUCCAAGAUGUUCGGGCAGCGGCGCAGCGCGCAGGCGCUGGAGCUGGCGCACAUGCUGUACUAUCGCAGUACGUCCAACAACUCGGAGCUGCUCAGCGCCCUGGCCCUGCGCGCGCAGGACGAGCACACCAAGGAGGCGCUGCUGGCUCACAGCUUCCUGGCCCGGCGGCCAGGGGGCACUCAAGGCUCGCCCGAAGAGACCUCCAGGUGGCUCCGGUCGGAGGUGGAGAACUGGCUCCUAGCCAAGUCAGGCUGUGAGGUGACCUUCAACGGAACUCGGGCCCUGGCGCAUCUGCAGGCCCUGACCCCCAGCAUGGGAUUGUACCCACCCCCGGGUUUCCCCAAACUAGACCCAGUGGCUCCGAUCACUUCCGAGCCCCCGCAAGCCACGCCCAGCAGUAACAUCUCCUGAGUAGAACCUACCUCCCUGCCCAGUCAGCAGGCUAGGAACUAAGCCCCGCCUCCUUCACGACAGGCUGUCAAUUACGGUUAUUAUACUUUUCACUCCAACUUCCAAUAACUGACAGGUGAUUAUUUUUGCUGCACUGUGUGCUUAAGCAAAGCAGCCAAUCAAAGCAGCUAGCAGUUGUUAAGUCUUCCCCGCCCCUUCGAUGAACAGCCAAUCAAAGCGAUUUAGCUCUGCUGCUGUUCCAUUUCUUAGUCCCACCCUCACCAUAAGCAUCCAAGUGUGGUUUGGCUGAGGAGCUGGGGGUGUCUGCCAAUCACAGCUGCUCAGCUCUGGCUUCUGUAAACCGCCAGGUAGAAGAGUUAAAGCUGCGCCCUCCCGAGACUAUAUAUCAUUGUCUUUUUUAGCCCGCUCCGGGCAAACUGCCCAUCAUGUGCACCAAGGCCGUUAGCCUGCCUCCUGGCAAACGUCCAGUGACAGCUGCUGGGUUCCAUCAACUUUGGGCAGCCGGUUGUCGCUGCAGGGAAGGAACCAAUAAGAAUUUCUAAAGGAAACCUGAUCUUGCUAUCAAUUGCUGCUGCUUACAUGGCAGGCCAACUGGUCAGCUGCUGAUCAGGGUGUCUAGGCUGAAGGAGUUGGAGACCUUGUGCUAGGUAGGUGAACCAGAAACCACCCUCGCCACCAAGACUCGCUCCCAACCUGGCUCCCGGCAACCUCAGGUGCCUUCCUCGCCCAGGUCUUUCACCCUUUCUACAGAAACUACCUCGGUCUGGAUCUCCCCACCACCAGCAGCCUGUGCAAUAUUUAUUGGUCUAUCAAUUUCUCCCGUCUCCUGUCCCAAAGUAAUAAAUCGUGUUUAAUAAGUCUG